This is a messenger RNA of Cebus imitator (Panamanian white-faced capuchin), 2084 nucleotides long. It is a transcript of the gene BRAP, whose product is annotated as BRCA1 associated protein. Bases 195 to 1973 code for a protein of 592 amino acids. Gene Ontology annotation, cellular component: cytoplasm. Gene Ontology annotation, biological process: Ras protein signal transduction; protein ubiquitination. The transcript has 12 exons. Gene Ontology annotation, molecular function: zinc ion binding; nucleic acid binding; ubiquitin protein ligase activity. Lineage: Eukaryota; Metazoa; Chordata; Mammalia; Primates; Cebidae. The record is from RefSeq and is a predicted model, not a curated record.
AGCGACGGCGGCCGGGAGGCGGAAGUGGAAGUUGUUGUGGCUCUGUGAGCUGUGCGAGGAGCUGCUGCUGCUGAGGCGGCGGCGACCGCGUUGAGGCGGUGGCGGCGCUGCCAGCUCCGGGCCGUUCGGCCUCUCGGCUCGCCUCCCAGCCUUUCCUGAGCCAGCCGGAGCCCGCGCCGGCCAGCGCCUGCCCUAUGAGUGUGUCACUGGUUGUCAUCCGAUUGGAGCUCGCGGAACACUCGCCAGUCCCUGCCGGCUUCGGCUUCAGCGCCGCGGCGGGGGAAAUGUCUGAUGAGGAGAUCAAAAAGACAACACUAGCUUCAGCUGUAGCCUGUUUAGAAGGGAAGUCACCAGGAGAGAAAGCAGCAAUUAUCCAUCAGCAUCUCGGCCGUCGAGAAAUGACAGAUGUGAUCAUUGAGACAAUGAAGUCCAUCCCAGAUGAACUAAAAACUACAGUGGAAGAAAGGAAGUCUUCAGAAGAAUCCCCCACUGCCCAAAGAAGUAAAGAUCACAGUAAGGAAUGCCUAAAUGCUGCCCCCGAUUCUCCAUCCAAACAGCUUCCAGACCAGAUUUCAUUCUUCAGUGGAAAUCCAUCAGUUGAAAUAGUUCAUGGUAUUAUGCACCUAUAUAAGACAAAUAAGAUGACCUCCUUAAAAGAAGACGUGAGGCGCAGUGCCAUGCUGUGUAUUCUCACAGUCCCUGCUGCAAUGACUAGUCAUGACCUUAUGAAGUUUGUCGCCCCAUUUAAUGAAGUAAUUGAACAAAUGAAAAUCAUCAGAGACUCUACUCCCAACCAAUAUAUGGUGCUGAUAAAGUUUAGUACACAGGCUGAUGCGGAUAGUUUUUAUAUGGCAUGCAAUGGCCGCCAGUUCAACUCAAUAGAAGAUGACGUUUGCCAGUUAGUGUAUGUGGAAAGAGCUGAAGUGCUGAAAUCUGAAGAUGGUGCCAGCCUCCCGGUGAUGGACUUGACUGAGCUCCCCAAGUGCACAGUAUGUCUGGAGCGCAUGGAUGAGUCUGUGAAUGGAAUCCUCACAACAUUAUGUAACCACAGCUUCCACAGCCAGUGUCUACAGCGCUGGGACGACACAACGUGUCCUGUUUGCCGGUACUGUCAAACGCCCGAGCCAGUAGAAGAAAAUAAGUGUUUUGAGUGUGGUGUUCAGGAAAACCUUUGGAUUUGUUUAAUAUGUGGCCACAUAGGAUGUGGACGAUAUGUAAGUCGACAUGCUUAUAAGCACUUUGAGGAAACGCAGCACACGUAUGCCAUGCAGCUUACCAACCAUCGAGUCUGGGACUAUGCUGGAGAUAACUAUGUUCAUCGACUGGUUGCAAGUAAAACAGAUGGGAAAAUAGUACAAUAUGAAUGUGAGGGGGAUACUUGCCAGGAAGAGAAAAUAGAUGCCUUACAGUUAGAGUAUUCAUAUUUACUAACAAGCCAGCUGGAAUCUCAGCGAAUCUACUGGGAAAACAAGAUAGUUCGGAUAGAGAAGGACACAGCAGAGGAAAUUAACAACAUGAAGACCAAGUUUAAAGAAACAAUUGAGAAAUGUGAUAAUCUGGAGCAUAAACUAAAUGAUCUCCUAAAAGAAAAGCAGUCUGUGGAAAGAAAGUGCACUCAGCUAAACACGAAAGUGGCCAAACUCACCAGUGAGCUCAAAGAGGAGCAGGAAAUGAACAAGUGUUUGCGAGCCAACCAAGUCCUCCUGCAGAACAAGCUAAAGGAGGAGGAGAAGUUGUUGAAGGAGACCUGCGACCAAAAAGAUUUGCAAAUCACCGAGAUCCAGGAGCAGCUGCGUGAUGUCAUGUUCUACCUGGAGACACAGCAGAAGAUCAACCAUCUGCCUGCUGAGGCCCGGCAGGAAAUCCAGGAGGGACAGAUCAACAUCCCCAUGGCCUCAGCCUCAAGUCCCGCCUCUUCUGGGGGCAGUGGGAAGUUGCCCUCCAGGAAGGGCCGCAGCAAGAGGGGCAAGUGACUUUCAAAGCAACAGACAUCCCCAAGACUGUUCUCCCUGGCACCAUGAGGGCAUGCUGGGACCUUCAGCUAAAUGUGAGGGUGGGCCCUAAUAAGUACAAAUGAGGAUCAA